Molecule: messenger RNA, 1369 nt
Organism: Hibiscus syriacus
Lineage: Eukaryota; Viridiplantae; Streptophyta; Magnoliopsida; Malvales; Malvaceae
Product: endonuclease III homolog 1, chloroplastic
Exons: 11
Coding region: 16-1173 (385 amino acids)
Biological process (GO): base-excision repair, AP site formation; nucleotide-excision repair; base-excision repair
Cellular component (GO): chloroplast nucleoid; nucleus
Molecular function (GO): 4 iron, 4 sulfur cluster binding; DNA-(apurinic or apyrimidinic site) endonuclease activity; DNA binding
Source: RefSeq, a predicted model, not a curated record
ACUGAACAAAAAAGAAUGUAUGUUGUUGUAUCGAGGGGAUGCCCACUUCGUUUUGGUAUUGGAUUGGCAUUGGGAGGAAUGAAAUCGAGCAGCACAAUGCCAAUAACACUGUUCACUGUCAAAGCCCUUUCUUCUUCUUCUUCUCCAAACGAAAACCCAAACCCAGGUUCUGGAGUGACCAACAACACCUCUUUGCCAGAAGUCCGAACUUAUACGAGGAAAAAGAGGGUUAAAAAGACAGUGGAUGUCGUGGAAGAGAAUAAUACCAAAGCAGAAAACAAAAAUCAUAGCCGGUGUGGCCUACCUGACAUAGAGGAAUUUGCAUACAAGAAGGUAGAUGGAUCUGGUCGGUCAGGAAAGUCAAAGUCCACAUGUGAUGAGCUUAAUUUGGGUGUUGGUGUUACUUCUCCAACUGGAUCGGGAGGCAAAGCACCUGCCAAUUGGGAUAAAGUGCUUCAAGGAAUAAGAAAAAUGAGGUCCUUGGAAGAUGCACCUGUAGAUACUAUGGGAUGUGAGAAAGCCGGAAGUGUUCUUCCACCCAAGGAAAGAAGAUUUGCUGUCUUGAUAUCGUCACUACUAUCUAGCCAAACCAAAGAUCAUGUUACUCAUGGAGCAAUUCAACGUCUAGGUCAGAAUUGUCUUCUGACUCCUGAUGCUAUUGACAAAGCCGAUGAAGAAACUAUCAAGGAGUUGAUCUACCCGGUUGGGUUUUAUCCAAAGAAAGCUACUAAUAUGAAGAAAAUUGCAAAAAUCUGUCUUAUGAAGUAUCAUGGGGACAUUCCAAGGUCAUUGGAGGAAUUACUCUUACUUCCAGGGAUAGGCCCAAAGAUGGCUCAUUUGGUUAUGAAUAUUGCGUGGAAUGAUGUUCAAGGGAUAUGUGUAGAUACUCAUGUGCACCGCAUUUCCAAUCGGCUUGGAUGGGUGUCUCGACCUGGGACAAAACAGAAAACUUUAUCUCCAGAGGAAACAAGAGUGGCAUUACAACAGUGGCUUCCGAAGGAGGAAUGGGUACCAAUUAACCCUCUUUUGGUGGGAUUUGGACAGACGAUUUGUACCCCACUCAGGCCACGAUGCGAUUCCUGCAGCAUUACUGAGUUUUGCCCGUCUGCAUUCAAGGAAGCCUCAAGCCCUUCAUCCAAGGUUAAAAAAUCUGGUGUUAGAAAAAAGCUUUGAUCAUUUUAAUUCUUGGAAACGGGAUUUUAAAUUCCAUUUUGGUCCCUUGAGCUUUGAUCAAGGCCGGGUUAAUUGAAUUGUAAUAUGCUGCAACUUGAUAUUCUAAUAUCUAACUAGAUGUAUUCAUAUCUUAUUGAAAUUUACAAGUAUUGCUAGGUGUGAUUGUGAACCUUUCUUUCUAUUUUGUUGCGGGGCU